AUGAGAAGAGCGGAUUCGUGCAGCGGCAGUGCUGCGGUGGUCGUCAGGGAGAAGGGUUCGGAAGAUGUGAAGAUGGGGGUAAAGAACAACCGAGCGCUGGCGGUGGCGAGCGGGUUCUGGCAGGGACGAUUCAGAUCCGCCGGCUGGAGAUCGAAGGGAAAAGAUGGGCGGUACCGACGAAGGAUGAAGAACAGAAUGGUGUCUUUAUGA
This is a messenger RNA of Linum trigynum, 210 nucleotides long. Lineage: Eukaryota; Viridiplantae; Streptophyta; Magnoliopsida; Malpighiales; Linaceae. The record is from the annotation of a GenBank genome assembly.